GCAGACGCUCAUGCCUGGCGUCCUGGAGGAGCCAGACUCUAUCACUUUUAAAGAGCAUGAUUUCUAGCUGAGGAGCCUCGGCCAGGGACACACACCAGAUGGCCAAGAGGAGGAACAAAUUUCUCCAGGAGUGAAUGACAGCAAUCUACUGCAGCAGAUCUGGUUCAUGAAGUCACCCUAACCUAUUCCCCUUUAAACCCAAGAGAUAAAGCUUAGCCCCACCUCCAUCAUCACCCUCCUGAAGGAAGCAGCCAAUGAGAGAAUACACCCCCCCCCCCUUCCUUUUACUGGUCCUCAGGGUCAGAUAAAUUACCUUAAUGAGCUAAAAUAACAAACCUUAGACAAGUUGAAAAACCUCCAAUUCAGCAUAACAGAACACUUGCCUGAUAGAAAAGUCAAAGCAGUAAAGAGAACAUCCACAGGCAUCAUUCAUGAAGCUCUAGAGAACAUAUCCACCAAUAAACCUUCUUCCCAGAGUUCUCUCUUCUGCUCUAUAAAGCCCAAACACUGCACCAGGACACACAGUCUUUAUCCGCAGGAGAGACCCGAGUUCUUCAGUUGUUCUGAUCAGAGCAUUAUCUGUCGCUGUAGAUACUGCUCUACACCUUUCUUUAUUUCCAGUUCUCCUCUGUCAGUUCCAGUAAAACACCCUUUCCCAGCACAGAAAUGACUGGCAGAGACAAGGAUCUACUGCUCUCAAACUCGGAGCAGCGACAGAAGAGAAAACGAAAGCGGGACCAGUGCAAGCUGCACAAUCAAGCAUCCUCUGAGGGUUCUAUGGCCGUGGAAGAAGCCCAGUCCCAGAAGGCGAGAGGCACAGAGGAGGCUCAGCAAAAGGGUCAACAGGUCUUGGACCCCAAGAGAAAGCAGAUGGAUCUGGAGCCACAGCAGACCAAAGCCCCAGCAGAGAAGGACUUAAUGAUAAGCUCAACGAUCACGCCCUAUGUGGAUACCCACCAAGGAUCCUCACAACUACUGAGUUCAGAACAUAAAUGUCGGAGACCAAGUUGGACUUUAGAUUCUGAGCAUGAUAUAUGUGGAUCUGUUGAGUCUGGAUUCGGUAGUGACAGUGCAAUAAUGCCAUCCUCUGUGGGUUCUUCACGAAUGAGCUCAGGGUAUGGAUAUUGGAGUCCAAUUAAGAAAUCAGACUAUAAGAAGCUGUUUGAUGAUACAGGGAAUUCUGAGGAGUCUGGAUUCAAAACCCAAGAAAAGGAGUCUGAUGAGGAGUGCAAGGAGGACUACUCACAACUGGCAUCCCUGGCUCCCUUCAAUCCAUAUUCUCCUGCCUCUUCAAGAGACAAGUGUGUGGAACCACUGUGGACUGAAGACGACUUCUGGGGCCCUACAGGGUCUGUCGCUAUUGAGGUGAUUGACAGAGAGAGGAACCUGUACCGAGUCCAGUUCCCUGUGAAUGGUUCCUACCACUGCCCCAGCAUAGGACUCCACUUUGUGGUGACAAGGGCAGUGACCAUUGAGAUUGGAUUCUGUAGUUGGAGCCAACACCUGGACAAGACUCCCUUGCAGGACAGUCACAUGGUGGCUGGACCUCUGUUUGACAUCAAGGCUGAGCGGGGAGCUGUGGCUGCUGUGUACCUCCCUCACUUUGUGGAUCUCCAAGAGGGUCAGGUGGACGUCUCCUGGUUCGGUGUGGCCCACUUUCAAGAAUAUGGGAUGGUCGUAGAAACUCCAGCCAGGGUGGAGCAGGGCUACACAAUCUUGGAAAACCCAAGCUUCUCCCCAGUGGGAGUUCUACUGAGGAUCUACCUUACCAUCAGGAGCCUCGUCCCCAUCACUCCCAUCACAUUGAUCUACUAUCACAUCAAUGUCGAGGAAGUCACCCUUCAUCUCUACCUGGUCCCCAAUGACUGCACCGUUCGGAAGGCCAUUGAUGAUGAAGAAAUGAAGUUUCAGUUUGUUCGAAUAAACAAACCACCCCCACUAGGUUAUCUUUUCAUCGGGUCCCGCUACACAGUGUCUGCUUCCAAGAAGCUGGAAAUCAUCCCUGAGGAGUUAGAGCUGUGCUACCGGAGCCCCGGGGAAUCCCAGCUCUUCUCUGAGAUCUAUGUUGACCACAUGGGUUCAGGGAUUAAACUGCAAAUCAUAGACAAGAAGAGUAAGAAACUUAUAUGGGAAGCCUUGCUGAAACCAGGGGAUCUCAAACCUGCACAGCUCAUGAUGCCUGCAGUUCAAAAAGAUAUUCCUGCCUCACUACACUUCGUGGACCAGCCUAGGGAGCAGCUGGUGGCCCGAGUGACAUCAGUGGACCCUCUCUUGGACAAGCUGCUGCAGUGUCUGGUGCUGAGGGAAGAGGAGUAUGAAGCAGUACGGGCUGAAGCCACCACCCAAGACAAGAUGCGGAAGCUCUUCAGCUUCAGGCGCUCCUGGACCAGGGCCUGCAAAGACCAAGUCUACGGAGCUCUGAAGGAGACCCAUCCUUACCUGAUAAUGGACCUCCUUGAGAAGUCGAGCAGUGUCUUGGUGGGAUCCUGACAUCUUAGUGGCUGAGGUGUGGGCAUUCAAGUGAUUCCUGGCUCUGCUCUGCCCUAAGUUCCCAAAUCUAUAACCCAGUGAGCACCUGAGUUACUUUUCUGGUGGCAUUUUUUCCAAGAGACCUCUUGGGGACCCAGAUAUUCCCUCUUGGCCUUUCCCAGACAUAUGUUCAUGUGGGAUGGACAUCUCAGUAAACAUCCAGUAGAACCACCAAGUCAUUCAGGCCUUGUCCAAGCCAGGUUUGUGCCCACCUGAUCUUCCAUGAUUCAAACAGGACUGAGGAACAUGGGAAUGGAGACAAAAGAUGGUACUUUUCCAUGAAAAGGAAAGGAAGAGGGCUUCUUAAACAUUUCCUAUUCCUUUUACCCAAAUAAUUUUUAUGUAAUUCUGGGUAUGAAGAUAU
Chionomys nivalis (European snow vole) is the source of this 2893-nucleotide messenger RNA. Its product is annotated as NACHT, LRR and PYD domains-containing protein 1a-like. Lineage: Eukaryota; Metazoa; Chordata; Mammalia; Rodentia; Cricetidae. Gene Ontology annotation, biological process: innate immune response; regulation of apoptotic process; inflammatory response. The transcript has 11 exons. Gene Ontology annotation, cellular component: canonical inflammasome complex. The record is from RefSeq and is a predicted model, not a curated record. The coding region runs from base 667 to 2490 and encodes 607 amino acids.